AAAAAAAACUAAAAAAAAAUAAAACGAUACAUACAAAUAAUUUCAAUCGCCUCUUGUUUUUAUCAUUUGUAUUGCCAUUUUCCAAGUUCAAUUUUUGGACUCCAAAAGUUAUCCGCAGUAUUUGUGAAUUGCUAUUCUCGUCAAGCUCACAUGCCUUCUUCCGUAAAUAAGCAUCGGUGAUGCCACUGCGAUGCCUAAGAGGUUGUUGGCUGGGCUUCCCUUCCAGCAGUCAUUCGAUCACCGUCUUUAACUCAAGAUGCUCCAUGUUGCUCCUUUUCACAUUAUGUCUGGCUCUAGUCAAUGCCAUGACACCGGCGCGCAUUGCGCAGUUGCGGAAGGAAACGGUCGAGAUGUUUUAUCAUGGAUUUGACAAUUAUAUGGAUAUUGCAUUCCCGGAAGAUGAGGUUCGACCAUUGCUUAGAGUACCAAAGAUCUGUAGCUGACCUUUUCUUCUAGCUGAGGCCGGUAUCCUGUACACCCCUCACUCGAGACGCCCAAAACCCUCGACAUUUCGAACUAAACGAUGCACUCGGAAACUAUUCUCUCACUUUAAUCGACAGCCUCUCGACUCUCGCAAUUUUGGCAUCCGCCCCUCCAGAUAAAGAAGAAACCGGGGCAACAGCACUUCAGGAUUUCCAGCAUGGGGUAGCUUCCCUAGUUUUACAAUAUGGCGAUGGGACAAGUGGAGCAUCCGGGAAAGGCCUACGUGCUCGAGGGUUUGAUCUGGACAGUAAGGUCCAAAUAUUUGAGACGGUCAUCAGAGGUGUGGGCGGGCUAUUGAGUGCUCAUGAAUUUGCCGCUGGAAUUUUGCCAAUAAAUGGAUACAAGCCACAAGCUAGCAGAACUAAAUCGGAGAGUAGCUCGAAGACACAUCUACCUGCCAUUUUGUGGGCGAAUGGCUUUACAUAUGAUGGACAACUUUUGCGCCUAGCUCUGGACUUGGCUGAGCGACUCCUGCCUGCUUUUUACACCGCGACUGGUAUGCCGUAUCCAAGAGUUAAUUUACGACAUGGGAUACCAUUUUAUGUGAAUUCGCCUUUACAUCAGGGGUCUGAUCCUGGUGACUUUAUGGACAGAGGUGUGCCUGAGAUUACUGAAACAUGUAGCGCAGGAGCAGGUAGUUUGGUCUUGGAGUUUACUACUUUGAGCCGCCUCACUGGAGAUCCAAGAUUUGAGCAACUGGCCAAGCGAGCGUUUUGGGCGGUAUGGAAUAGGCGAAGUAACAUUGGACUCAUUGGAGCAGGGAUUGAUGCAGAGAAUGGUCAAUGGAUUGGGUCAUAUGCCGGAAUAGGUGCCGGUACUGACAGUUUCUUCGAAUACGCAUUCAAGACCCACGUCCUGCUCUCCGGACAUGGUACUCCCAACAUAACGACACAUAGACAUCAAAAGCAUGAUUCGUGGUUGGAUCCAAAUACACUCUAUAACGAAUUGAGUGCAGAGGAAAACUCCCCAGAAGCUUUUCUCGCAGUGUGGCACGAAGCUCAUGCAGCAAUCAGAAGACAUCUAUACAGUCCUACGCACCAUCCACAUUACGUUAAUGUUCACCUUGUCACAGGCUCGCCUCAGGCAUUCUGGAUUGAUAGUCUUGGAGCAUAUUAUCCUGGUCUACUGACGCUAGCUGGUGAGGUUGAGGAAGCGAUCGAAACUAGUCUCCUGUACACCGCAUUGUGGACGAGGUACGCAGCUCUUCCUGAACGAUGGUCAGUACGCGACGGACACAUAGAAGGAGGACUGGGUUGGUGGCCCGGGCGUCCUGAGUUCAUCGAAUCAAAUUACCACCUCUAUCGAGCGACGAGAGAUCCCUGGUAUCUUCACGUCGGUGAGAUGGUUUUGGAAGAUAUUAAACGAAGAUGUUGGGCAACAUGCGGUUGGUCAGGUUUACAAGAUGUGCGUACUGGAGAAAAGAGUGAUCGAAUGGAAAGCUUCUUUCUUGGAGAAACAGCCAAAUAUCUCUAUCUUCUUUUUGAUCCUGACCAUCCGAUGAACGAUCUCGAUGCUGCUUACGUCUUCACGACUGAGGGACACCCUCUUGUUCUACCUCGAACAAACUCGAGGCGCCCCGUUGCAUCUCGUGCGCCUGUUGCUAGAAAAGCGGCUCAGUCAGAUGUAGCUCUUCGAGAUACUUGCCCUGUACCGCCACCACCAUUGCCCUUCACUGUCUCCCCUACAGCUGCUAGGACGGAUGUAUUCCAUGCAUCAAGUCUUAUAGGUUUACACAUGAUUCCCAAUCACCACGCCACAAUAGAUAAUGAGAACAUCAAGGUCAACAAUCAUACAUACUUCCCAUGGACUUUGCCAGCCUCAAUGAUGCCAAGUAAUGGUACUUGCGAUCGUCUUCCAAUAAGUACUACUUUUACGAUUGAAUUUCCUAACAAUAACCCUUUGAGCACCCAAUCAGUCAAAAAUGGUUUUAACAUUGUCUUUAAUAUUCCUCAAAGUCUUGAUCGUACAAUGGAUGGUAGUAUAUUGGUCAAGAGUUUGUCUGGUCUGAAGAUGGGCAUGAUACAUGAAAGUCAAUCGCGUUCUUCUGGAGUCAAUCAGCACGCCUCGGAAUCGUGGAGAGUAGGCAGUAUUGCGAACAUACCUCUGGGGAGAGACGAACAGGUAUUAAUACCACGAGAUGUGAUAGGGGAUCUAUCAGAUCCUUCGUUCUCACGCAUAAGGAAUCCAGUCAUGCUUGACAUAGUCAUACAACUUGAGCAGGUUCAUGAUCAAAAUCAAAAUGUUUCUGAAAGUGUCGAAGAGUACUUCGAGGAAGAUCAAUUAUACGAAGAUACCCCGAACAUUGCCUUGGAAGAAUCAAUUAGCAAUGCAGGGCUAGCAGAAUACAGAACCUUGCUAAAUUCCCUCCUCCAACAAGUAACAUCUGCCCUGCGCGAUCCAGCCGCUACUCUACUUCCACAGCCCCAAGCUCCUCCCACUUAUACCUACGUCACUCUUCCGGCUGUUCUACCCACAGGCAAAGGUGCUCAUCUCCUUAUCGAUGCACCGGAAGCCCCAGAUCUUAUGUCCGCCAAAACAUCGUCCGCCACUCUUUCUUUCACCAGUAUCUUCUUCGCUGAUGAAGCUUGUAACGGGAGGCUCCCGGACGAAGCAGUCAAAGAGAAUCAUGUUAUAAUUAUGAAACGUGGCGGUUGUACUUUUUCGGAGAAGCUAUCCAAUAUCCCCAGCUACACACCCACAUCUAAUGGCCUCAAGUUAGUCAUAGUGGUUUCGGACGGCGAGGAUGAUGUAGAAACUGGCGAGGAGAAUAUGGAAGGUCAAGGAGGCUCAACGAGAGCAGAGCACAAUUUGAUUAGACCAUUGUUGGAUCAACCACAACUAACCCCGAGCGGUCUUUUGAGACACCACCAGGUCAGCAUGGUAAUGAUUGGAGGAGGUGACGAAGCCAUCGAGGCUUUAAUGAAGGCCAAGAGUAUUGGUAUCAGACGAAGAUACCAUGUAGAAAGCCAAGGACUAUUGGUUAGCAAUAUUUUUGUAGUUUGAUCCACAUGGUAUGGAAAAUAUAUCAUAAAUUCAUUAUGGGAUUUGGCGUUAGGAUAUGAUAUUGGGCUGGGUUUGGCCGGAUGCAUCGAAGGAAAAACAAGAACAACACCUUUUCUUCUAGCGUUUGGGUGUCUCUUUCAUGUUCACGAUAUGAGCGAGGAGUGACGGAUGGUUGGGCUUGUUGUAAAUGUCAUGAAUACUUCUUUGUAUAUAAGCACGAUUACAUACGCGUUUUCUUCAGCAUGCCUAAGUUUCGAAGGCUUUUUCUGAUGCUCGGUGAGGCACUUUCAUGUAUACAUUCAAGUCUCCAAAUUCACGAGGAAAUAUAUGACGAUGGCCAAUCUUCAAAAGAACA
Sclerotinia trifoliorum is the source of this 3841-nucleotide messenger RNA. Lineage: Eukaryota; Fungi; Ascomycota; Leotiomycetes; Helotiales; Sclerotiniaceae. The record is from the annotation of a GenBank genome assembly.